GCAGUAGGUGGAAAACAGCAAGUUAAAUAGAGAUCUAGUAAUAUGCACAGAUGCCUAGAAGUGAAAGAAACCCUGUCAAGCCAACACGAUGGAAUGAUGUGGAUGGGAUGAUGAUGAUGAUGAUGAGGAUGAGGCCAAGGUGGGCCCAUUGCCGGCAGUUUCCCACCGCCUUGGCAUGCUGUCUGGGCAGGGAAGUUCAUUGUGGCCAGAUUGUUUCUCUGAUUUUCCUGUGGCUCGGUUUGGCUCGGUUUCUGAUCUAUUCUAGACGUACGGAAUGUUCAAUUCAUGUUCAAUAUCGACAGAGAAGAACAUGACGUCAGUAUAUCAUAUACGGUGCAAGCGAAGACUAAGAUCGGGCGAUCGAAAGCGGUCAGGCUCGACCAUGAUCGGAAACGGAAUAGUCGAUCUGACAGAGAAAGAACGAGAAAGAGAGUAAGAGAGAAAGAGCUGAAUGAGGAUAGAAAUAGAAUAAGAAACAGAUCUCUUCUUCUUCCUCUCUCUCGAUCUCUCUCUGCUCUCCCCUUUUCUGUCUCCUUUUCUGUGACUGACUCCACUUCCAUUUCCCCUUCUCGUCUAUUGAUUUUGGUCCGCCCCGUCCCUGCGGCUGGCCGCUUCACAUUUGACGGCUCUGGUCCUGGUGGAUCCGCCCAACCUCAGCUUGCCAACGAGCUCCAUCCGAACCAGAUUCUCCUUACUUCCUCUUUCCCAUUGCUGCCCCGCAGUUCGUCCGGCUCCGUCGACUUCCUCUCGGGACUCCUAUAAUCUUACUCUGAGCGUCUCCCGAUUCUUCAAUUCUCAAUCGAUUGAGAGAGACAGCCAUCGCAUCCUCCGCCAGAUAUACAACCGCCAUCAUGCUCGGCAUCAUUGCGGAUCUGUUCUCUUCGGUCAUCACCA
Aspergillus campestris IBT 28561 is the source of this 894-nucleotide messenger RNA. RefSeq lists its product as uncharacterized. The transcript has 2 exons. NCBI's taxonomy places the organism in Eukaryota, Fungi, Ascomycota, Eurotiomycetes, Eurotiales, Aspergillaceae. The record is from RefSeq and is a predicted model, not a curated record. The coding region runs from base 286 to 762 and encodes 158 amino acids.